This is a messenger RNA of Seminavis robusta, 474 nucleotides long. The record is from the annotation of a GenBank genome assembly. Lineage: Eukaryota; Bacillariophyta; Bacillariophyceae; Naviculales; Naviculaceae.
AUGUCCGACGACAAGGUUGAUCAGAAGGGACGCUGUGUGUGUGGCGCUGUGGAGUACCAUGUGCAAGGGGAUCUCUUGUUUUGUUUCCUUUGUCAUUGCCGUGCUUGUUCUUGGGCUCUCUCGGUGAGUCCGGUGCACCUUGUGGGAGUCAAAGCGACUAUGGAAUACACCAAGGGCCAGGAUAAAGUCGUUAUCACCAAGGGACUUGGAAAGAUGAUUCUAGGUCGCUGCAAGGACUGUUUGGUACCUUUGUACCAGAAACCAGAAGAUGCCCCCUUUGUCGCACUCUUCCCGCCAGCGUUUCACAUUGGAGGAGAGGACUCCCUUGACCAGAAACUACCAGACAAGUACCACCCAAAGUGUCAUAUGAACUACGAAAAUAGAGCCAUGGAUGCAAAUGAUUCUCUACCAAAGUACAAAACGGGACCUCCAAACAAUCAAAUGAAUAAUGACGGGUCUUUGAUUCAACCAUAA